AUGCUCAGGCCCCUGCUUAUCAUCUUAUUUGCCAUCCAAAUAGGAUUCGUAACUGCACGGCCUCAGUCCUAUGCUGUCUGGGCAGCAGAUUCUGCGAUUGCUCGGAAGCAAGGCAAUGGUCUGACAGCUCAAGGGGCUGCGAUUAUCUCGUACGAACAUGGUGAAUUGCAAUGGGGACUCAGGUUACUUUUCGAACGAACUGGGAACCGCACGUACUUUGACUAUAUCCAAAGUGGGGUCGACAACGUUGUAACCGCUGAUGGGACACCCCAUGGGAGUUACACGUUGACUGAUUAUGUUUUGGAUCCAUUGCGCGUUGGGCCGACGUUCCUUUACUUGUACAAACAGACGAAGCAAACAAAGUACAAAGCAGCAGCAGAUGUCUUCCGAAGUCAGCUCAAUUCCCACCCCCGAACGGCUGAGGGGCAAUUCUGGCAUAAGCUGAGAUAUUUCAACCAGGGUUGGCUCGACGGCAUUUACAUGGGAGAAAUAUUCUAUGCUCAAUACACUACCGACUUUCAAUCCAACAACGCCACAGCAUGGUCUGAUAUCACACGACAAUUCCAGCUCAUGUUCAAGAAUACUCUACAAAAUGAGACGGCACCGAACAGCUUUGGACUGUUGUAUCAUGGCUAUGACUUUUCACAUACGACGGUGUGGGCUUCCCCGGAUCGGGGACAUAGUCCUGAAGUAUGGGAUCGAGCUCUUGGCUGGUACAUGAUGGCACUCGUGGACGUACUUGAGAUCAUCCCAACAUCUGAUCCAGGACAUGCAACGAUUUUGAAUAUUCUCAAAACACUUGCUCCCCGUGUCCGGGAUGCAGCACACCCGACGACUGGUGUUUGGUGGCUCGUCAUUACUCAGCCAGGCCGCGCGCGAAACUAUUUCGAAAGCAGCGGAACAUCCAUGUUUAUCUAUUCCCUGCUGAAAGCGGUUAGGCUUGGGUACGUUAAUGACUCUGAUGGUUCGAUUGUGAGUGCUGCGAGGAAGGCAUACGAUUAUGUUACCGCAAAUUGGGUCAAACCCACAAGCGAUGGAACGUUUGAUUGGCAGAAUACUGUUGUUGUCGGAAGUUUGGAUCAGGCGGGGGAUUUCAACUACUAUGUCAGCCAGGCAGUGGACGUGAACGACCUAAAGGGACUAGCUGCGUUUCUACUUGCGAGCCUUGAGAUAGAGAGGUUAUAA
Marasmius oreades (fairy-ring Marasmius) is the source of this 1185-nucleotide messenger RNA. RefSeq lists its product as uncharacterized. The record is from RefSeq and is a predicted model, not a curated record. Gene Ontology annotation, biological process: carbohydrate metabolic process. The transcript has 8 exons. NCBI's taxonomy places the organism in Eukaryota, Fungi, Basidiomycota, Agaricomycetes, Agaricales, Marasmiaceae. Bases 1 to 1185 code for a protein of 394 amino acids.